CCUUUUUUGUUCUUAAGUAACCCGAUUUUUCAUUUUCAAUGCAGGAUCUGGAUUCAGAAACCCAAAUGGAGGAACAGGAAGCUGCUGGAGCUGAAUCGCAGGAGGGCUUGGAGGCCACAGCACGAGACCUUCAUGUGGUCCAGAUCGCGGCCACUGGGGAGUUGCUGGAAGGGGCUGUGCCCCCCCAGCAAUUUAAGCAGGAGCCAGAGGACCAGUGCUGGGAAAACCAAUUACAGGACUUCCUGAAAACCAUGCAGCCCUCUCAUUCGGGGUGGAGGAAUCCCCGGUCCCCUCACUAUAUGUUGGGGGAAGACCCCAAGUAUUGUCCAACCUCCUUCAAGAGAGGAGAAGAAGCUAGCCAGUGGCCAAAAGUAGAGUGCAUACCUCAAACCACGUUGGGUGACAGUAAGCCCUAUGGGAGUAGCCAGGAUUCACCCGUGAAAGUGAAGGAAGAGGUCCUGGAUGAGGACCUCGUCCACAUGGAGAUGCGGAGACAGCGGUUCCGUCUUUUCUGCUACGAAGAAGCCGAGGGGCCCCGGGAGGUUUGCAACCAGCUCUGGGAGCUCUGCCACCAGUGGCUGAGGCCGGAGACCCACACCAAGGAGCAGAUCCUGGAGUUCCUCAUCCUGGAGCAGUUCCUGACCGUCCUGCCCCCGGAGAUGCAGAGCUGGGUCCGGGAACAUGGGCCGGAGACCUGCACACGGGCUGUCGCCCUGGCUGAACGUUUCUUGCAAGACUCUGAGGAGCCGGAGCAAAAGGUGUCAGGAUCUUUAGAACAGGGGUUUAAUUCCCCCAAAUCGGAUCAUUCUCCACCUCAUGUCCUGAAGAUGCAGCUCCCUUUGGAAAAGAAGCAGGAGGAUGAUUGGGAGGCCACCUUGUCGGGGAACGAGCAGGUGCAGGAAGAGGAAGAAGAGGAGGAGUCUUUCCAGUCCAACCGGCCCGAGCCAACGGUUAGUGGUGGACUGUCCCUGGAAAGAGGAACUGGGAAAUGUUUCCAAGGCACUGAGUUGGAGGAGAACUCUGAAGGUCAUCCCGAAAGCCAUCCCGGAAAGGCAACCAAACGCUUUGAGGAAAGCAGCAGGAGUGCACGGGAAAGCUCCUUUCAGGAGGGGGCUCCCCGCCACGCCGACUCAGGGGAAAGUUCCGGCAAGAGUUUUGGCCCCCAGGAAAUUCAGCCGAUGGAGAAACCCCACAAGUGCUCAUUCUGCGGGGCAAGUUUCUAUGAGAGAACUCACCUCAUUAUCCACGAGAGGAUCCACACUGGGGAGAAGCCCUACAAGUGCUCGGUUUGUGAGACGUGGUUCUCUCAUCCCUCUGAGCUGAUGAGGCACGAGGAGACCCACAUGCCCGAGAAGCCCCACAAGUGCGCCGUCUGCGGCAAAAGUUUCAAUCAGAAAGCCUCCCUCAUCACCCAUGAGAGGACACACACAGGGGAGAAGCCCUACGAGUGCUCCGAGUGCGGGAAGAGCUUCAGCACCAGCUCCCAGCUCAUCACCCAUAAGAGGGUCCACACGGGGGAGAAACCCUACAGCUGCUCCUACUGCGGGAAGAACUUCAACCAGAAGGCGUCCCUGAUCACGCACAAGCGGACUCACACGGGGGAGAAGCCGUACGAGUGCACGCUCUGCGGGAAGAGCUUCAGCGCUUGUUCCCAGAUCAUCAACCACAUCCGGGUCCACACGGGAGAGAAGCCCUACGAGUGCCUGGAGUGCGGGAAGCGUUUCGGGAGCAGCUCCCACCUGACUGAUCACAAGCGGACGCACACGGGCGAGAAGCCGUACAAGUGCCCCGACUGCGGGAAGAACUUCAGCCGGAGUUCCAACCUCACAGCUCACAGCCGGAUCCAUACAGGAGAGAAGCCAUAUAUAUGCUCAGGUUGUGGCAAAAGCUUCAGGCAGAAGGCGUCCCUCAUCACGCACAAGAGGACUCAUACGGGGGAGAAGCCGUUCGAAUGCGCCGAGUGUGGGAAGAGCUUCAUUUCCAGCUCUCGCCUCGUCAGCCAUAAACGGGUCCACACGGGGGAAAAGCCCUACGAGUGCUUAGAGUGCGGGAAGUGCUUUAUAUCCAGCUCCCACCUUCUAAGCCAUAAAAGAGUCCACACAGGAGAAGAACCUUUGAAAUGUUCGUAGAGAGGAAAGCGUUGCCAAUGUGGCACCGCCCUUCCCAGGGCUGGCUUUCAUGUAACUCUGGCGGGGAAUCCUAUAUCUCCGGGAUGGCGUAGCAUCUGUAAUCCUGAGGGCCAUUCCGUUUCCUCGAUGUACCAUGAAAGUUUUGUUUGUUUAUUUGUUUUAAGGAACCUUGUUCUUUUUUUCUUUUUUUUUCCCAUAAGCUCAGGGACGUUCCUGCAAGAUCCACGUCCCGGCUUUAUCUGUAAGGCCAGCUGGUGCGUACCCUGGCCACAACGCAUCUUCCUGCACUUCAGCAUGCGGAAGAUGCAGGCUUGGCUUGUGUGAACAUUGCUCCCAUCUUCCUGAAAGAGGCAGAAGAUAUCGCCCAUUGAGGUAAACGCCAAGUAUGUGGGCCACAUAUCAAGCAGGUGGGGCCAAAGGGUUGACUCAGUGCAAGUCUGUCUCACAGCGUCCCCUGGGCCAGCUGUGCCCAUCUCGGCAGCUGACGGUGUGAACCAGCCUUGCUGUAAGAAAGAAUAGCUAAGGGGGAUUUUGACAGGGAGAUCGUUGGGAAACAAAGACAUUUUUCCGUGUCUCUCUCCCUGCCUGCCAUCAAGAAGACCUUUCCCCGCGACUUGAUCAGCUAAAGGAACCCUGAGUAGUCAUGCUCUGAAUAUCGUAAAAGAUCUAGGAAACACUUUACCUGUGCAUAUUUUACAGCUCUGAGCAAAGUGUUCUCCAGGGAUUUCUCCCUUUUGCCAGGAAACCACAGUGUGUGGAAUCAUGCCCGAGUAGUUGCAGAGAAGACCUCAAGGCUGGGUUCACGCAACACCCUAAACACUAACCUCAGGUUGACAAAGCACAAUGGCUCAAUGUCGUUCACUUAACAUACUAAACAGAUAAAUAUUUCUGGCGUAAUGGAAUGGCCCAGUUCACUCAGCUCUCCAAGACAGAGAGAGAUUAGCCCCAUUGUCGCCUAACCUAGUUUGUGGUGCAAACUCAGCCUGGAUCAGGAGCACUUCUAGGAUAUUUGGCUCUUGUAACUGCCCAGAAUGCCCUGUGGGAACCGCUGCUCUCUCUUAUGUCAACAUUGCGGUCCUGUAAUGUUUGGGGGUUUAUGGACUGAGUUGCCAUCAUGCUGUGUUUGGUGGACGAUGGGAAGCAGAAUGCAGGGCUUGGGGGUGUGAACUAGCCAGGUUCCUCUUUUUAUUCUUAAUUUCCAUUGUCUCUCUCUCUCUCUAUAUGGGGCAGUGCUGUACCAAGUGGGAAUCAGGAGAGACGUACUGGCCAGAAGUGUGUGCAAGAGAGAAUUUUUCAGAGGUGUGUUGCGUUUCUAGGAGGAAGAGGGAAGAUUCUGACUGGGUUCACACAUGCAUGGGCCGCAGACUUGAGCAAUGGCCACGCUGCGAAAUGUGGAGAUUUGAAAGAGAUGUGAGGAGGCCUGUUUACCCAUCCUGAGUCCUUAUUUAAAGCGUCCUGCAUCUAGCAAGCACGUAAUCUGCAUGUGUGAACUGCUCCAGAGGGGUGUUCUGUUUGUAUUCUGGAGAAUGUGGUGCUCCCCGCAUUGCAUGUGGGGAAAUAGGGAAGAAAGAGGGGUGGCUCUGUUGGAAAGAAAGGAGCUUGCAGGUAAAUAGGGCAUUGUAUCCAAUACGUGUAUAAAACAAGUGUGGAGCCACAGAGGAGCUGAAAUGCCACAUGUUCCCUUUCUAUGUUUUUUUUCCUUUGCUCUCCAGUUAUUGAGCACCUACCUACAAAGGCUGAGGAAGCAGCUCUAAAAUGUUUCUUCCACUGUUUGGAUCAGUGAGAUUGAAAACAGGGAGGAUUCUGGGAAAAAGAAGAAUUGAAGCUGACCCUCUCUUCCUUCCUAGGCCCAGUGUCUGGAUGCCAGGAAUGUUUCAAGCUACUUAGAAAGUUAGAGAGGAUCUAGGCUUUCUGCAUCAGGUUCUUCAGUAACUCCUCUUCCAUCAACACUGAUUUUAUAGUUUAGGGCAGUGUUUUUCAAACUUGACAACUUAAAGAUGGGUGGACUUCAACUCCCAGAAUUCCCCAGCCAGCAAGUUUGAAGAAGACUGGUUUAGGGCUUCUCCGAGUUUUCUCUGCUGCCUUAUAUGGAGUUGGGUUUGUUCAGAAAUUGGGCACAUGGAUUCUAACAGUUCAGUGCAGGACAUUGUUGGGUAAAAUUGAUACUGGCCUAGUCCAUAAAUGGUAACCUAUUCUAGUAGCUCAGGGCAACUUAAUAGAAGGUGAGAAGGGGGAAUCUUAAUUUGUCUUACAGUAACCCUGGUGGUAGGCACAUUCAAGAAUUUAUGUGGUUGUCCUCUCCUGGUCAAAAAGAGGAUUGGGAAGGGAAAGAGUAUGACACAUGGCAAUGUGGAGAUUGACCAAUAGAAGACAGCACAUAGCCAACCUUGGUUGAUCUUGGAAAAACUAAGGCCUGAAUAGCCUUGGGAUGGGAGACUUCCAGGAGAUCCCAGGCUGUAAGACUGGGAGAGCAAUCAGAAAACAUCAAACCUCGUCCAUACUCAUCUCAGAAUACUACAUGGUCCAUGAAGUCAUCAGGAGCUCAGCUCAACUUGAAGCAGACUUGAAAUCAUUAGGUAGAUCACUUGACCCUUCCAAUAAAAGCAGGGUUGGGGGUGUUCUCCCUUGCCACUGUUGUUGUUUUGACCCAAAAUUAUGUGCAACCAGUACAGGCUUGUGAGCCCAAGUUCAGCCCUUACUGUGCAUUUGAGAAAUCCUCCUUCAAACUAAGCCAACAUGAUUUGAGCCUCAAUCAAAUGGGGUAUAUUGUAGUCUAAGCUGGCAAUUUUGCACUCAAAACAUUCCUAAGCGAGAACGUUCUCCAUACUUCUCUGUUUUUCCUUGGUACUCAUGAAAUACCAAGUUGGGCUAUAAUAAAUUUAAAUAAAUAAUAAUAAAUACUGUAGGCAUGCUGUGCCCUUGUAAUCAUAGGAUAUUCUAUCACCCAUGUUCAUAUUUUCCAUUGGAGGAAAAUGGAGAUAACACAUAGCUAUGACCUCCAUCUCAUCUGAUUUCGCGUCCUGUAUCAUAAGUCAGGAGAGAUUCGAACACAGGUCUUGCCAGUCCAGGAGAAGCUCAGUGCCUGGAAAGUUCCACAAGAGCCUUGCCAACCUCAAGAUGGUUGGGCAGAAGCUCCCACCGUCCCCAGUCAGGCUGGCCUCCUCCAAUGAUGGGCAUUAUAAUCUGAUGCUGCUGGAGUGGUCCAAGUUGAAGAAUGCUAGUGCUGAGCCCUCCUACGGCCCAGAAUUCAAAUUGUUUAGUGUGUGUCUAGCUAGAAGAAAAUGGCCUUUCUUCCACGAAAAGAAGAACGUCCAGUGAAGACCCGCCACUUGUCCUGAUUCAGCAGCUGAGUCUUGGUAUCUGCCCUUCCUUCAAAUCCGAAUUAGCCAGUGCUUCCUUUUGAGAUAAUUGUGACUCCACCGCCUGUUCUCCAGCCUUCUGUGGCUUUCUCCUUAGACUAAACUUCACCUUUUGCGCCCAUCUGUAGCCCCUCGACCUGUAUGCAUGUCUGCUUUAUUCGCACAGAGGCACGGAGAGGGGUGAGCACCGCUUUCUUCCCGUGAACAUUUGUGAUUCUGUAGUUGUAAAUGCAUUAAAAAUAUCUUUAAUUUAUCCAUAUGGGUUUCUUGUUGAUCUUACCUUAAACUUUUUUUGGGGGGGGGUGGAUUCUGUUUAUUUCAUUACAUCACAGGUGGGGGAGAUGAACCCCAAUGUGCCAGCAGAAGCCAUUGGCAUCUGUCCAAAUGCCUGCUGUAGUGUUGGCUCUGCUCUGUUGACUAAUAAAACUGGAUUUAUAUAUGUUAGACUCAAUGGGGAGAGGAUGAUUUCUUGGCAAACUCAGCUCCAUGGGGUGGCCUUUGUCUUUUCUGCUAUCCCAGUCUGAAUGUACCCUUUCAGAAAGCUGCUUAAUUAAAUGAUUCAUUAUAGACCUCCAACAGCCAGUAGGUCUAUCACAAUUCUCUGCCAUUCAACUGGAAGUCCAUCUGGUCCAGGGUUUCCCCAGUUUCACAGAUCACAAUGUCCCUAUGAUCACUUUUACUGUCAAUAUGUAGAGAAUAACAAAGAUGACCUUGAUGGAGAUAUGCAAGUUCCAUUGCCAGAGGAACGGGGGUGAAACAUAGUUUAAGUCCACAAAGGACAGACAACAUUCAGAAGAAGUGGCUCAGACAGACGCUUCCUCAUUCACUGAGAUGUAAGAAGGAAGAGGAGAUGCAGGUCCUGUUCCUGUAGCCAAUCUCAAUCAAAGGAUCUUCCUGUUCUGAUUUUUUUGGUCCGGUCUACCUAGUGGAGCUUACAAAUAUGUUUACAAAUAUGUUUUUAUGUUCCAGAGAAAUCUCUUCCAUUUCAAUAUGUUCCAGGAAAUUAGUAAUUUGCUGUUCAGUUACAAAAG
Messenger RNA from Python bivittatus (Burmese python), 6519 nucleotides. The record is from RefSeq and is a predicted model, not a curated record. NCBI's taxonomy places the organism in Eukaryota, Metazoa, Chordata, Lepidosauria, Squamata, Pythonidae.